Messenger RNA from Alosa alosa (allis shad), 3961 nucleotides. RefSeq names its product EDAR-associated death domain (gene edaradd). Gene Ontology annotation, biological process: signal transduction. Bases 104 to 775 code for a protein of 223 amino acids. The record is from RefSeq and is a predicted model, not a curated record. The transcript is spliced from 6 exons. Gene Ontology annotation, molecular function: protein binding. Lineage: Eukaryota; Metazoa; Chordata; Actinopteri; Clupeiformes; Clupeidae.
GACUUUCUCACCCGUGGGUGCAGCGCAGGCGAAGGUUAUUAGUCUGGAAUCAGAACUUUCUGUGGUUUUCUGCAAAUUGCUUAUUUCGCGCUCAGGUGUUUCUAUGUGUGAAGCGUUUGUUGUCACCAUGGCCAGCCUGAGAGCGUUCAGUGAGCCAAUUGAGAGGAUUACUUCAGAGCCUGUGGAGGACACAGACACAAGUAGCUUCAUGGGAAGCAUGUCAUUAAAGUCCACCUAUCCAGUUCAAGUCACAGAGCCCCAAGAUACAGUGACAUUACAGUUCCCAUCCAUGACCCCUGGAUGUAUAACAAGCCCAACAAGCAGAAUACAACAGCCAGUGGAAAACAAUGGAAGUGAAUGCAUUUGCCGCCCAUCAAUCUCUUCAGGUUUCACAAAGGACCUGGAGUACCUGAACAGCUCGUGUGACAAGUGCUGCUGUCCUGCUCCGGCGCCCAUGAUCAGCGACCUGAUGAACGACGGUGACCUGCUGCAGCGGCUGCAGCAGAAGCUGGACCCGGCCCACUGCACGGUCAAGAACUGGAAAAACUUUGCCAGCCGCUGGGGCAUGAGCUACGACGAGCUGACACUGCUGGAGCACCGCACACAGGGCUCGCCACAGCACAGCCCCACGCAGGAGUUCCUGCUGCGCAACAACCAGAAGAGCGUGCGCGAGCUCACUGAACUCUGCCGCUUGUACCAGCGCAUCGACGUGCUGCGCCUGCUGCAGCGCUGGAUGGAGAACGACUGGCCCUCGCGCUGGCAGCACGCCCACUAGUCAGCGGUCGGCGUUAGGGACGGACGGACCCGUGGCCCUGGCUGAUGGAUGAUGUAAAACGUCAGAAUGUGACUUUUGUUUACUUUUUUUGGAAUCAGUCUUGAAGGACUGAUGCCGCCUCUUCAAGUACAAUUUUCUCUGAUGGAUCCACAUAGCUACACUGAGUUUAUGUUUGUUAUUGUUAUUAAUGCUCAUCUUUGACUGAUUGCUAAGGGAAGUUUGGAAAAGCGUACCUGACUCUUGUAGAGUUUUAAUCAGGAUAGGGAUUGUUUGGGGCCUGUUCUGCCCUACUAAGGCAAAAGACCUUAACUCACCAGAGUGUGAAACUGAGAAAAAUGACUUUAAAGUUAUCUUAAUGUCCUGACAAUUGAGUAAUAGGUAUAAUAUUGUAAUUUUCACAUUUUGAAGUGUAUACCUGUAUUAAUCUAUCUACAAAAAAAAAUGAACUCAAAUUUGACCUUUGACCCUUUUUUGGAAGUUACUGUAUUCUGCCUUAGUAUUGUCUACAAAAUGACAAUCGGUCAUACUAAGGCAAAAUACCUUAACUUCUAUUUCAUAGCACAAUGUUAUGAUAACAAUGUUAACUUUCACUUAAAAUGUAAGCAAAAUUAACCCUAUUGGACUCACUAUGAUAAAAUGGCUUCACAUUUAUCAACAUCAUAUGGAAAUUAUAGUUUUUUUUUUUUUCAUUUUUUCUGUAUUUCAUACUCAUACUAGUACCACACAGACAGUCACUUCUGACAGAUGUCAGAAUUAAGAAUGAGAGUGUUUUGAUGUUUUAAUAUAUAUGAAGCAGUAUUUGCAUUAUUAUCAUGAAAUCAGGAAUACCUUUUGAUGAUGUGUGUAGGUCUUUUCAAAAUUAAGAUUAAACACUGUAGCCUAGGCCUAUACAUUUUCCUGGAUAGAAUAGAAACUUGCAAAUGCAGAUGAUAAAACAAAGUUCUCCCACACAAAUUAGGUAGAUUAGGAUGUGAUUGGUUGCCUUUAUUUGGUCAUUUUAUAUUACUGCAAUUUAAAGCUGCCUGCUUUGCGACUAGCUUUAUUUCCCCACUAACCCGCAGCUACACUAAACUUUAGGAUUGCAUUGAUAGAAUUGACAGCCUGUAACAACUUGGGAGUUUUGACUAGCCGGCAGCAAGUUUUAAAAACUCGUGGCAGAUUUAAUGGAUUUGCUUUCUCAUCGGUUGUUUGGUAUGGAUUUUAACCAGGGUUCAACAAAAGGUAGGCUUUUUACUUCAUUCCUGCUGCUGGUGUGUGUGUGUGUGGAAGGUGUGUCGUUGUGUUGCAGUCAAUGGCUAUCAUUUGCAGGCGAGAGCUAGCAUAUGAGAAACUAUUUUUUUCCAGUUGACAUGUAGCCUUGUAUUACGGGCUGUGAUGUGAAUUAAGAUAUCCUAGGCUACAAGCCAUGCUCUAAUGCACCGCUUGUUACUGAAUAUGUUGUUGAGUUUAGGCUUUUAAGUUAGGCUAAUCUUGAUAGCCUAGCCUAUCUUUAAUGCACCAGCAUAUAUCAUUCCUUGAUAUUGCCAUUUAGGCUAGGCUACGUUUCAAAGCUAUCCAUCUAACAAAAAGCAAGCACUGCAAAACAUGUAAGCUACUGUAUACACGUUAUUGAAGUUAGUGUGUGUCUGAGGUGAUUUAAUUGAAUAAUGCAUAGCCUAGACAUAACUCCAGCCGGCAAAACAACUUCACGUUGAUGGUCGGUCAGAAGGCAGCUUGCCAUAACUUUGCACCGUAACUUCAAUCCAGUGUUUAGUAGCAGCGUGAAAGGAAGGCAUAAAGCCGUAUCUGAUGUUACGGGCUUCUGCCACAGUUUCCCCUUGGCUUUUUGAAGUUACGGCAAAAACAUAAUCUUAUUUCUCCCAAAAAACAACCAAAUUGAAACUUGAUGUUUGUCUACAUGAUAAAACAUAUGCUUAUUGUCCUAAUAAUGACAAAAACGAAUUUUCGCCAAAAUCGAAGUUACGACCUUUUGCCUUAGUGCGGCAGUGUUGUUGAGCGCCUUGCUCAGACUGCUGAUUUCAUUCUGAAGAGAAAUGCACAAUUUUCCAUAUGGCAUAUAAUGAGGUGUCUUAACAAUGAAAUAUGAGAUUGAAUAAGUCAUUGUCAUGGUAUAGUGUUCUUAUUGAUCUCUAAAACCUAAAUCUAAUCUAAUCUGAUGGAUAGAAAAUAUUAUCUGCUUUUACCCAAUAACCCAUUAGUAGUCAUACUUAUUGAACUACUAUCCCAAUAUUCUAAUAAUCUUAACUAUUCUACAUGGAAUUCUCAAAAGAAUAUACUUCUUAGGGGGAUGGCAGAUGAGUUAAAGACAAUGACAUUUUCUCACACUGUAGAUUACUACAAGCAAUGCGUUUAAUGUAUUUUUGUGGUCUUUGAGGGGAACAGAAAAAACAGUUGACUGUAAACACACCUGAAAUGGGAGACAGAUGGGAGCAUAAUAAUUCAUACAAACUAUUUAAGCAGACAGCCUUGUUUCAAUGCUAAAAAGUGGUCACAUGAGAAAUAGUUUAUGGAUUUGACUGUGAAAUAUUAAGUUGUAAAAAAACUAUUCAUACCAUAAUGAUAAGUGCACAGUCUUUAGUCCCUGAGACAUUAGCCGAGAAUUUGUAAGGAACGGUGAGAAGGAUCUGACUCAGAAAAUUGUUGUAACCUACUGUAAAUAUGAUUAAAACAGCCUUGAAACAUCAAAAAAGCUAUUAACCGAACAAAAGCUAUUAACCGUUGACAUUAUGUAGGACCACACUUGUUUUAGGUGUAAAGCUAAACUUCAAUCUGUUCAUCUCCUCUGUGAGGAGUAAGUUAAUUUGGCUUCCAGUCUUAAGUUUCUCAACUGUGUGUACCACACUACUGUCCGAAAUGUCCUGAUGUUCCUAAGUUGAUAGUUUACAAUACUGCUCUCUCUCUACAGCCUUGAAUUGAUAUUUUAGAACACCCAGCAAAUGUAGAGGUGCAUUUCACCUUGUGCGAAAGCUUGCUAUGUGUUUUCCAAAAUGUAUUGUCCUAUAAUUUUCAAUGGCUGUAAGUACCUGGCUAAAGUGUUGGUGAAAUCCGUUCAAAGUGGCUUCUGUUCUUACAUUUAUUUUAAUGCAUUGGUUGUAUAAUUGCAUGGGGUGUGUGGUGCAAUGUUGUCAUUUCUGCUGUAUUUAGUUUUUCUAGUUUUCCAGUAAUAAAUAUGAUUACACACUUGAA